AUGGAUCGCAACAACCAAUCCCAUGGACUUGGCCCUCGCCAUGAUUCCUCAUCACGAGUACAAAAGACCGAGUCUGCUGCGGAUAGGAUGGCUGCACUCAAGGCUCGAGUCGCAGCAGCAAUCGGAACCAGUAAGGCAAAGGGGGGUCUUAAUGUUGGGCUUCAUCCUGCCUUGGAGGAUCUAGGAUCAUAUAAAUCCGCAAGUAAAUCAAAGGAAUCGACGCCAACACCAUCAACCGGGCGAACAGACAAGGUCCGAUCGCAAGACGCCACGAGGCCUGGCUUCAUCAAUAAACAGAAUGGGGGAAAUCCCUACUACGAUCCUAGUCUUUCAACACAACCUGGUGGAGGGAAGGGACGACAGUCAAGAUCACUUGUGUUCAACCAGAAGGGCAAAUACAUCGCCCAAGCCAAUGCUCUUCGUCGACAAGCCGCCUUGGAGGCGAUGAAAAAACGGAUUGCAGAGCAAACUCGAAAAGCUGGUAUCGACGACGAUCUAGAUGUUGAAAGGAAUUAUGUCGUAGAUGCACCACCAGAGAUUGAGUGGUGGGACGAGGGACUUGUUGACGGCGGAAGUUAUGAUAGGCUGGAUGACCCUUCGAAACUCAAACUUACGACAGCCGACAGCAUCAUCACUGAAUACAUUCAGCAUCCGGUGGCACUCGAGCCACCUCAAGAUCGACACCUUCCGGCGGCGAAGCCUAUGUUUCUGACUUCGAGAGAACAAGCGAAGUUAAGGCGACAACGACGAAUGGCUGAGCUAAAAGAAAUGCAAGCUAAGAUUCGCUUGGGAUUGGUACCAGCUCCGCCCCCCAAGGUCAAGAAAGGCAAUCUGAUGCGAGUUCUUGGUGACGUUGCUGUCAAGGAUCCAACUGCUGUCGAAGCGCGCGUCAAUCGAGAGAUUGCGGAACGCCACCAGAAACACGUCGAAACAAACGAAGAAAGAAAACUCACCAAGGAUCAGAAACACGACAAAAUCGCGACGAAUCAACAAAAAGACGCCGAGAAGGGAAUUCACAUGUUGGUUUUUAAGAUUGGAAGCCUCGCGAAUGGACAACACCGUUAUAAGAUCGGCAUGAACGCUGAGCAACUGGCACUUACAGGCAUAUGCGUCAUGCACCCCAAAUUCAAUUUAGUGAUUGUAGAGGGAGGAGAAUGGAGUAUCAAGAAGUACAAGAAGCUCAUGCUUAACCGAAUCGACUGGACCGAGAAUUCGCCGUCAAGGGACCGAGACGGAAAACAAGGCGCCACACGCGACUGGCUUCUCGCCGAAAAGGAUAACGGCGAGCUUAAGGAUAUGUCGAUGAACGAAUGCAAGCUUGUCUUUGAGGGCGAAGAGAAAGCACGAGCAUUCAGGAAAUGGGGAAGUAAAGUGUGUGAGACAGACUCGGAAGCGAGAGAUGCUCUGGCUCGCACUAAGAUGGACAACUUCUGGCAACUCGCCAAAGGCUUUGCCUAG
This is a messenger RNA of Fusarium musae, 1458 nucleotides long. RefSeq lists its product as uncharacterized. NCBI's taxonomy places the organism in Eukaryota, Fungi, Ascomycota, Sordariomycetes, Hypocreales, Nectriaceae. Gene Ontology annotation, biological process: mRNA splicing, via spliceosome. The record is from RefSeq and is a predicted model, not a curated record. Gene Ontology annotation, cellular component: U4/U6 x U5 tri-snRNP complex. Bases 1 to 1458 code for a protein of 485 amino acids. The transcript is spliced from 2 exons.